CAAAACAUACCUUUGAACGUAACCUCAGCAAAAUUUGCUUAAAUAUGUCUUACUAUUAAUUUGAUCUAGAUUAUUAACUAAAUAUUAAAUAUGACCGCUCCUCCGGCAGCUUUAGUUAACAGGAAUAAAAAGCAUUUUUUGGGCGUACCAGCACCGCUUGGAUAUGUAGCAGGUGUUGGAAGAGGAGCGACAGGAUUUACAACACGUUCUGAUAUUGGUCCUGCUCGAGAUGCCAAUGACGUUUCAGACGAUCGCCAUGCUCCACCUGCAGCAAAAAGGACCAAGAAGAAAGACGAGGAAGAGGAGAAGGAGGAAGAAGAAGAUUUGAAUGAUUCCAAUUAUGAUGAAUUUAGUGGUUACGGUGGUUCGUUGUUCUCAAAAGAUCCUUAUGAUAAAGAUGAUGCUGAAGCUGAUGCUAUUUAUGAAGCUAUAGAUAAACGAAUGGACGAAAAACGUAAAGAAUAUAGAGAAAAACGUCUUAGGGAAGAACUGGAAAGGUAUCGGCAGGAAAGGCCAAAAAUUCAGCAACAGUUCUCAGAUUUGAAGAGGGAUUUGGUUAAAGUGACAGAUGAUGAGUGGAAAAAUGUUCCAGAAGUAGGAGAUGCAAGAAACAGGAAGCAAAGAAAUCCCAGGGCUGAAAAAUUCACCCCUCUUCCUGACAGUGUUUUAGCUAGAAAUCUGGGUGGAGAGUCCUCCACUGCUAUUGAUCCUAAUUCUGGUUUGGCAAGUAUGGUUCCAGGAGUAAAUACACCUGGAAUGCUUACCCCUACAGGUGAUAUGGAUUUGAAAAAAAUUGGACAAGCAAGAAACACCUUAAUGAAUGUGAAGCUGUCUCAAGUCUCAGAUUCAGUAACGGGACAGACAGUUGUUGAUCCAAAAGGUUAUUUAACAGAUUUGCAGUCCAUGAUACCCACUUAUGGUGGUGACAUAAAUGACAUUAAGAAAGCCCGGCUCCUGUUGAAAUCUGUGAGAGAAACGAAUCCCAAUCACCCUCCAGCUUGGAUCGCUAGUGCCAGGCUGGAAGAAGUUACUGGUAAAGUACAAGCUGCUAGAAAUUUGAUAAUGAAAGGGUGUGAAGUCAAUCCGCAGAGUGAGGAUUUGUGGUUGGAAGCAGCUAGAUUAAACCCUGCUGAUACCGCUAAAGCAGUUAUUGCACAAGCUGCGCGACAUAUUCCAACAUCAGUUAGGAUAUGGAUUAAAGCUGCAGAUCUGGAGUCAGAAACAAAAACGAAAAGAAGAGUGUUUCGAAAAGCCUUGGAGCAUAUUCCAAACUCCGUGAGGCUGUGGAAAGCGGCUGUGGAAUUGGAAAACCCCGACGACGCCCGGAUCUUGCUUUCCAGGGCGGUAGAAUGUUGCCCGACGGCAGUGGAGCUUUGGUUGGCCCUUGCCAGAUUGGAAACCUACGAAAAUGCGAGAAAAGUGCUGAACAAAGCGCGCGAAAAUAUCCCCACCGACAAACAGAUUUGGACUACUGCCGCGAAGCUCGAAGAGGCCAACGGUAACCAUCACAUGGUGGAGAAGAUUAUAGAAAGGGCUAUCACAUCUCUCAGUUCCAACGGCGUAGAGAUCAAUAGGGAACAGUGGUUUAAGGAAGCCAUCGAAAGCGAAAAGGGGGGCCACGUUCACUGUUGUCGGGCUAUAGUCAAAGCGAUUUUGGGGUACGGAGUCGAACCCGAGGAUCAGAAGCACACUUGGAUGGAAGAUGCAGAAAACUGCACCACUCAAGGGGCCUAUGAGUGUGCCCGAACAAUAUACAACAUCUCUUUGGCUACAUUCCCCGGUAAGAAAUCAAUUUGGUUACGUGCCGCUUAUUUGGAGAAGAAUCACGGUUCCAGGGAGAGUCUGGAAAGUCUUCUUCAACGGGCUGUUGCCCAUUGCCCGAAAAGCGAGGUUCUGUGGCUUAUGGGGGCGAAAAGUAAAUGGCUCGCGGGAGAUGUACCCGCGGCACGGGGUAUUUUAUCCCUUGCCUUCCAAGCGAACCCCAACAGCGAAGAAAUUUGGUUGGCCGCGGUGAAAUUAGAGUCUGAAAAUAAGGAGUACGAGAGAGCUAGAAGACUAUUGGCGAAAGCUAGAGGGUCUGCCCCAACGCCCAGAGUCAUGAUGAAAAGUGCAAAAUUGGAGUGGUCCUUGAACGAUUUGGAUGCGGGUCUACAGCUGCUCGACGAAGCGCUUAAAGUGUUUCCCGACUUUCCGAAAUUGUGGAUGAUGUACGGGCAGAUUUACGAGCAGAAAAACGACUUGUCGAAGGCAUUUGACGCCUACAACGCGGGCAUAAAAAAGACGCCAAAUUCCAUCCCGCUUUGGAUUCUGUUGUCACGUUUGGAGGAAAAAAGGGGUCUCCUAAUAAAGGCCAGAUCGGUUCUCGAAAGAGCGAGAUUAAAAAACCCGAAAAACGACGAACUGUGGCUGGAAGCAAUCAGGGUCGAACUAAGAGCGGGAAUGAAGGAGAUCGCGAACGCCAUGAUGGCGAAAGCGUUGCAGGAGUGUUCCACGUCCGGGUUGCUGUGGGCGGAGUCGAUAUUCAUGGAGCCCAGACCGCAAAGGAAAACGAAAUCAGUGGACGCCUUGAAAAAGUGCGAACACGAUCCCCACGUGUUGCUGGCGGUCAGCAAACUGUUUUGGUCGGAAAGGAAGGUGGGGAAAUGCAGGGAAUGGUUUCAGAGAACACUGAAAAUCGAUCCGGAUUUAGGAGACGCAUGGGCACAUUGGUAUCGAUUCGAACAACUUCAUGGUACUAAAGAAAAGCAGGAGGAGGUGAAGCAGAGGUGUUUAACGGCGGAACCGCAUCAUGGAGAGCUGUGGUGUUCGGUUUCCAAAAAUAUUAGAAAUGUGGGAUUUUCAACUGAACAAAUUUUGCUAGCCACAGCCAAAGAGGUACCAAUACCAAUAUAAGUAUUUUUAUUUGUACUCAUUGUAUAAAAUUUAGACGUGACUUUAAUCUAGAUAAGCUAAUUGAGUACUUGAUAAAUAAAACAUCUACCCGUAGGUCGGGACUGUGUUCUGAUUAUUUAAUAAAAGCCUCUGAUAUAAAAAUUG
Messenger RNA from Cylas formicarius (sweet potato weevil), 3036 nucleotides. RefSeq names its product pre-mRNA-processing factor 6 (gene Prp6). Gene Ontology annotation, molecular function: protein binding. Lineage: Eukaryota; Metazoa; Arthropoda; Insecta; Coleoptera; Brentidae. The transcript is spliced from 13 exons. Gene Ontology annotation, biological process: spliceosomal tri-snRNP complex assembly; mRNA splicing, via spliceosome. Gene Ontology annotation, cellular component: U4/U6 x U5 tri-snRNP complex; catalytic step 2 spliceosome. The coding region runs from base 91 to 2892 and encodes 933 amino acids. The record is from RefSeq and is a predicted model, not a curated record.